GUUCCCGCACGUCCACUGGGCUCCCACUCUGACGUCAGCCCGGAGCUUCCAUUUAAGGCCCCGCCCGCGCGCAGCCCAGAGUGCUGGAGCCUGUGUCUGUGUCGCCCAUACCAGACCACGCGGCUGUUCGCCCGACGCUGCUCAUCGUGCAUUAGCGGUCCCAAAAAGUUCAAAGUCCAAGAUGGCAACACUCAAGGACCAGCUGAUUGUGAAUCUACUUAAGGAAGAACAGACCCCCCAGAACAAGAUUACGAUUGUUGGGGUUGGUGCUGUUGGCAUGGCUUGUGCCAUCAGUAUCCUCAUGAAGGACUUAGCAGAUGAGCUUGCCCUUGUUGAUGUCAUGGAAGACAAGCUGAAGGGGGAAAUGAUGGAUCUCCAGCAUGGCAGCCUUUUCCUCAGAACACCAAAAAUUGUCUCUGGCAAAGACUAUAGUGUGACAGCAAACUCCAAGCUGGUCAUUGUCACAGCGGGGGCCCGUCAGCAAGAGGGAGAGAGCCGACUCAAUCUGGUCCAGCGAAACGUGAACAUCUUCAAGUUCAUCAUUCCCAACGUUGUGAAAUACAGUCCAGACUGCAAGCUGCUUAUUGUUUCAAACCCAGUGGAUAUCUUGACCUACGUGGCUUGGAAAAUAAGUGGCUUUCCCAAAAACCGAGUUAUUGGGAGUGGCUGCAAUUUGGAUUCUGCUCGAUUCCGUUAUCUGAUGGGAGAAAGGUUGGGUGUUCACCCACUAAGCUGUCAUGGAUGGGUCCUAGGGGAGCAUGGAGACUCCAGUGUGCCUGUGUGGAGUGGAGUGAAUGUAGCUGGUGUCUCCCUGAAGAAUCUGAAUCCAGAGCUGGGCACUGAUACCGACAAGGAGCAGUGGAAUGAGGUUCACAAGCAGGUGGUUGACAGUGCCUAUGAGGUGAUCAAACUGAAGGGUUAUACAUCCUGGGCCAUUGGUCUGUCUGUGGCUGACUUGGCCGAGAGCAUAAUGAAGAAUCUUAGGCGGGUGCAUCCCAUUUCUACCAUGAUUAAGGGUCUCUAUGGAAUCAAGGAUGAUGUCUUCCUCAGUGUCCCUUGUGUCCUGGGACAAAAUGGAAUCUCCGAUGUUGUGAAGGUGACUCUAACUUCUGAAGAGGAGGCCCGCUUGAAGAAGAGUGCAGAUACACUAUGGGGGAUCCAGAAAGAGCUGCAGUUCUGAAGUCCUCAGAUACCCUAGUGCUUCACUGUCCAGGCUGCAGCAGGGUUUCUAUGGAGACCACACACAUCUAUCUACUCAUCUGAGCUGUAGUUAGUGUGGUUAUGUUAAGGUAGCCUGGAGAAAUCCUCACUUCCCACAGCUCUACCCUGAUGCUAAGUGGUACUUGUGUAGCGGUGACCUCGUUGGUGCGACAGUCCCACUGUCUCCAAAACACACUGCCAAUUAUCUGCAGGCUUCAAUUAGCCGUUAGCCUGUGUCUGCUCUGCACCCUUUACCAAACUUGCCUAGGCCAAUGAGUUCCCAGUUAGUCACAACCUGGCUCCAGUGUGUAAGUCCAUCAUGCAUAUCUUGUGCAUAACUGUUCUAAAGGAUAUUAUUUUGUGUAUUAUGUUUCUGUGGUGUACUUUGAAAUAUUGUAUAAGAAAUAAGAUCUGCAUAUGGAUGAUGCAACCAACUACCCAAGUGUCAUGCCAAUGAAAACACCAAAUAAACCUUGAACGGUGA
Messenger RNA from Cricetulus griseus (Chinese hamster), 1684 nucleotides. The record is from RefSeq and is a predicted model, not a curated record. Lineage: Eukaryota; Metazoa; Chordata; Mammalia; Rodentia; Cricetidae.